UCUUCAAUUGUGGUUUUGGAAAUUGAUUAGUACUCAAAAAGCGGAAGUGCCACAGCCCUGAUCUGGGGGGCAUCACCUCAGUCACGGUCUGAUCGGCAGAAAGAUAGAGUUGAAACCAAUCCUGAACAGUUGGCUGCUGCUUCAGCUCAGGCUGAUAGAAUGACCAUAUCAACAGGCAGAACCACUCGGGUGAUUGGAUGGUACCACUCGCAUCCUCAUAUUACCGUCCUUCCUUCCCAUGUCGAUGUUCGGACUCAAACUAUGUAUCAGCUUUUAGAUCCUGGGUUCAUUGGCCUCAUAUUUUCCUGUUUUAGCGAAGAUGCUAACAAGGUUGGAAGAAUCCAAGUUAUUGCUUUCCAGUCCUCUGAUGGAAAACCAGAUACUACUCCUACAUCAAUGAGCCUGGUUCUUGCAAAUAAAGAUUCUGUCAUCGAUGUAGAAUCUUCAUUGACUUCUUCAGACUCGAUAUUUCCUAGAUCCUCUUCUCGUCGGGGAGGCAUUCCUGACCAAGACACAAGUGACACAGCUACAACUUCCGGUUCUAAGGGUGGAGGACGAGUUUCAGAUUUUGGGGCUUUCUUUGUUAAUAGUAAUGCUGAGACCAACAGCACCGGAAGAGAUGGAACAAGUGGAAAAUACAGUUCAGGAAAUCUCAGCAGCUCAGCUAUAGAACAUGACCCAAUGGACAUGUCUGAAAGUAUGCAAGAGGCAAUGCUCCGUUCUAAUUUAGAAACCAGUGGUGUGGGGUAUGUUAGAAAAGAAGUCCCUCUUCAUGUUUUGCCGACUUUAUCGCUUCUUCAACUCAAUUCACCUCUAGCAUCUUUUAAGGAUCUGCAAAGAGUACUCUACGAGGAGGAACGAGCAGCAUACCACCAAUCUGUGCAGCAAAGCAUAAGAGACGGGAGAGUUCAUCCUCUUGCUUUCAUCCACAACACAUCGACAUAUCAGGCUUCCAUGUGCAAGCUGAUCGAAUACUGUUUGAGUCCCGCCAUCAGUGCACUUCAAGGUAGGCUGAGGGAGAACAAGAUCCGGUUAGCAAUGCUGAUGGAUGAAGCUGAGGUUCUGGAAUCACAGAAACUAAAAGGAGCAGAGGCGAGCGGGGAACCAUCUCAUCUGGCUCAUGGUUCUGGCAGCCGAAGCAGGAGAGGAUUGUAGAAAGAUUCUGCGAGUAAAGGCACAUGCCUUCCUCUUUAUGUAUGUUUCUAUAUAGACAUUUGUUUUUUUACAAUUGUAUCAUAUGCAGACAUCUGUUUUUGUAGUGUACCCAUCUGUAGCAUUAUUGUUUUUUUUCAUUGGAGAUUUAACACCUUUUUGCCAA
Messenger RNA from Capsella rubella, 1318 nucleotides. RefSeq lists its product as uncharacterized. Bases 160 to 1155 code for a protein of 331 amino acids. Gene Ontology annotation, biological process: double-strand break repair. The transcript has 9 exons. NCBI's taxonomy places the organism in Eukaryota, Viridiplantae, Streptophyta, Magnoliopsida, Brassicales, Brassicaceae. Gene Ontology annotation, cellular component: BRISC complex; BRCA1-A complex. Gene Ontology annotation, molecular function: polyubiquitin modification-dependent protein binding; metallopeptidase activity. The record is from RefSeq and is a predicted model, not a curated record.